AUUGAUAACGUGUCACAUAAGAUCGUGAUCCGACGAUUGUUACGUAAUAAUGUGUAAUAAAAUAACAUGAGAGUAUGAGAUAUCGAAUGAAUAAACAGAUGAAACUUUAGUUUAUAUCUAGCUGUGUUGUGAUAUAGACAAGGGAAUUUAUUAAUUCGCAAAAGUGGCGCGAAUAAUGGACGUAAUUGUAAUUGGCUGCGGGGCAGCGGGCAUCGCGGCUAUGAGGAAGCUGCAUGAUGCUGGUCUGCAAGUCCUCGGCCUUGAGGCUGGAGACAGGAUCGGCGGCAGGAUCUUGACUGUCGAAUUUGGCGGAAAACCUAUUGACAUUGGGGCUGCUUGGUGCCACGGCGAGAAAGACAACGUGGUCUUCGACAUCGCGAACCCAUUAGGUCUUCUAGGCAGAUCACCACCAGAAACCAACUGGUACCUCUUGUCUAAUGGCGAGCUGGUGCCGGAGGACAAAGCUGGUGAGAUCUUGAAGGCCCUGGAUAACGAGUUGGAGACUGCUGACAAACGAGCCCAUAAGUCCAUCUCGCAGCAUGUUAGAAGCGCAGCCAACACCAAUGCCACACUGAAGAAGGAACCUCAAUUAGCAAUUCCGUUCAUAGAAUGGUAUGAGAGGAACAACCACGUACAAGGACAAGAGGACCAAAAGCAAGGGAAAUCCUUGCGCUGUCUUGAGGAGUUCUGGCUUAGUGAGGGUGAUGCUUUCCUAACCUGGAAGGGAAGAGGGUACAAAACCAUUCUGGAUGUUUUAAUGAACAAAUACCCUGAUCCUUCCAAAGAGAUCCCUCUACAGAUCCUCUUGAACAAGGAAGUGGAGAACAUUCGGUGGGGUAUCACUCAACUUGGCAUUGACCCAACUAACCCAAUGGUACAAGUCAAGUGCAAGGACGGAAGCCUGUACGCAGCCAAGAGUGUCAUUGUUACCAUGUCUGUUGGCGUUUUGCAGGAGAGACACGAGACCCUAUUCUACCCACAGCUACCAUCAUCAAAAGUGAACACAAUCAAAAACAUGACCAUGACAGUUCUGGACAAGAUCUAUGUAGAAUAUGAAAAGCCAUGGUGGCCUAAAACACCUUCAAAGUUCUCUUUACUAUGGCGAGAUGAAGAUAAGGCUCAAUUUGGUGAAAAUGAGAAAUGGGUGACUGAGAUUUACGGUUUCUGGACUGUGGAUUCUCAUCCAAAUGUCCUACUGACUUGGAUACAUGGUAGCGGUGCUGUGCAAAUGGAGAAGAAAAGCGUCGAAGAAGUUCGCGCUGGCAUCCAAAAGUUGCUUGAUGUUGUCGUUAAGAAACGGUUCGAUGUUUCACCUAUUAAGGACAUUUUGAGGACACAAUGGGCCACCAAUCCUUUAGCAAGAGGAACCUACGCUUACCGUACCGUCGCCUUAGAAGAGAGUGGUCAAGAAGGAGGCGCCAUAGUUCUAUCAGAGCCUCUCUGCCAUCCAAACAAGUUCCCUGUAGUCUGCUUCGCGGGAGAAGCCACGUCUCACCACAAACAUUGGGAUGUCCACGGAGCAGUAGAAUCCGGAUUCAGAGAGGCUGACCGACUGAUCGAAACUUUCAAGGAGUUUGGAUUUAAAUAAUUAUUUCGUAAUGGAGUUUAGAAGAUAGUUUUGCACAUAUUUUUUAUUUAUUGUGACAAUAAUCUCCUUUAAUCUCCGAAGGAUUAGGCAGAGGUGCACAUUAUGGCAUGUAAUGCCACUGUACAAUGUGCAUCCACUUUUCACAAUUUAUGUUGUUCCAUGUAAUAGGUGGUGAGGCUUAUUGCCAUAUGUGCCCGAUAUUUUUUUAUCUUUGUUUUAUAAUAAAAAGAAUAACUAAGUGCAAAAUUAUCUUCAAACCACAUUAUAUUGACUACGCAAACAUUUUGAUGUUUUAUAUGCUUUUUUUGUUAAAAUAAAAUGCAAAAUAAAAAAUAUAGUUUUAUUUGAAUAUCACUUUACAUAAAAUUGUUCUGACAAAUCAUUUUUAUAAGACAUUCAACGUUAACAUUAAUAAUCACAUUAUCAGUAAAUAGUCACACCUUGUGAGGUUAAAUGGUCAAAAAGUAUCUAUAGAUUAACAUCACUUGAAUAAGUACUAAUGCACCUACAACAAAGUAUAAUAAAAAAAGAUACACUUAAUCUAUCAUUAAAAUAUACAAAUCUUCUUAUAUAUACAAACAUGGCGUGAUGCAUAUGAUUAUGAUGGUGUUAAUAUAUAGCAUUUGUAAUCAAAUAUUAUAAGUUACUCUAAUAGGGUUUCAUUACAUACUUAAGAAAAGAUGGCUUGCGGUUUAGUGAGAAUAUAGGAGUUAUUGACUUCCCCGUUUCUGAUCUUCAAAUACCCAAUCCCUUUAAUCCAGCAGGGUACGGGUUAUUAAUGAUAAUAUUCUUUUUGUCACUUUUAAUUCAUUCCCGAUUAUAGACAGCAUGAUCUAACAAAUGCGUUGUUUAAAAGAGGUUGAGCACCCCUAACUAACCGAUCCCCAAGAUAUCCUCAUUCAUUAAGAAUAAAUAAAUGUAAUUAAGAAACUCAAGACUCUGCCUGUAAUUUAGCCUGGCUAGAGGCCUGACUGAUGAAAUUAACGUGACACAACUUUCUACUUAACCUCGGGGCCCCUAGGCCGUUGCCACUUGGGGCCUGUCUAUCCAGAGUCCGGCCCUGUACUACUCAAAUCCCUUUGAUAUACAACGUCAUAAUUAUACUUAUUAUCAUAAGCGUAUCGUUACAAUUAUCAACUAUUCUCACAAUACACAUCUCAUACAAAAUGUGAAAAGGCAAAUACUGUU
Messenger RNA from Spodoptera frugiperda (fall armyworm), 2776 nucleotides. Its product is annotated as spermine oxidase. The record is from RefSeq and is a predicted model, not a curated record. Bases 176 to 1588 code for a protein of 470 amino acids. Lineage: Eukaryota; Metazoa; Arthropoda; Insecta; Lepidoptera; Noctuidae. Gene Ontology annotation, molecular function: polyamine oxidase activity. The transcript has 7 exons.